CAUCCACGCUGGCGUGAAUUGUGUUGUUACUUGCCAGUUGCUUGAGUGUCAGUCGUGCCAAAACCAGAUUAGACCAAAGUUGGACGUCUCUUGAUUUCGUUGCACCAAAAGGACAAGAUAUGGACCAAAUCUCUAAAGUAAUCGAACCCAGCAGGCAGUUCGCUAAGGAUUCGCUCAGGCUCGUCAAAAGGUGCACGAAACCCGACAGAAAAGAAUUUCAAAAGAUUGCUCUGGCCACUGCUAUUGGAUUUUCCAUUAUGGGAUUCAUCGGCUUUUUUGUCAAACUCAUCCACAUCCCAAUUAACAACAUCAUUGUGGGAUCAUAAAAUACCUAUAUUCAUCAUUUACAGACUACCGUGUUUAAUAGAUUAAAUUCAUUUUGUUUUUGAUUUUUAUAUAUUUAUUGCCCAAUAAAUUUAUAUUUGUACACUUA
Cimex lectularius (bed bug) is the source of this 433-nucleotide messenger RNA. RefSeq names its product protein transport protein Sec61 subunit gamma. Gene Ontology annotation, cellular component: membrane; Ssh1 translocon complex. Gene Ontology annotation, biological process: protein targeting; post-translational protein targeting to membrane, translocation. Bases 120 to 326 code for a protein of 68 amino acids. NCBI's taxonomy places the organism in Eukaryota, Metazoa, Arthropoda, Insecta, Hemiptera, Cimicidae. The transcript has 4 exons. The record is from RefSeq and is a predicted model, not a curated record. Gene Ontology annotation, molecular function: transmembrane protein transporter activity.